AUGGCACAAAAAACCAAUGUCAUGCUGUAUGGCCUUGGAGCGAUCGGAUCGUUCUAUGCGUUCAUUUUGGAACGAACACAACGUGUGCGGUUAACCGUGGUGGCGCGUUCGAACCACGAGGCUGUUAAGAAAAAUGGUCUUCUCAUCAAAAGCGCCAAUCAUGGUGAACAUCUGGUUCGACCAGCCAAAGUCGUGAAAACGCCAGCCGAGGCAGGAGAAACUUACGAUUAUAUUGUGUGCACCACCAAGGCUGUUGAUCAGGCGUCGAUACCCCAGCAACUGGCUCCGGCUAUUGAUGAGAGCAAGACAUGCAUAGCCAUCAUUCAGAACGGGGUCGGAAAUGAAGAUCCUUUUCGACAAGCGUUUCCAAAAUGCUCGAUUUUGAGCUGCGUGACAUGGGUGGGUGCCCAGCAAGACACUCCAGGAGUCGUCCACCAUUGGGCGUCAGAAAACACCCAGAUAGGCAUCUUUCCCAAUAAAGAUCUGGAGCCUGCCUUUGAAAAGACCAAACUAGACGAAUUCACGUCCUUGUUGCGACAAGGCGGAACACCAUUUACGGUCGAAGAGAAUAUCCAAAUCCAGCGGUGGGAGAAAGUCGUCUGGAACGUGGCCUGGAAUUCACUGACUACUCUUACGAUGCUCGAUACUCAUUCAUGGUUAAAGUCGUCGCCAGACUCGAUGCCCAUGACCCGGAAAUUGAUGCGGGAAGUGAUUGAUGUGGCCAGAAAAUGUGACGUACCGAUCCAAUACGAACUGAUUGACGAACUGAUCGAGAAGAUUUUGGCCAUGCAACCGAUUGGCAGUAGUAUGCAAGCUGACUGUAAAAUGGGCCGACCGAUGGAAGUGGAAGUUAUUUUGGGAACUCCCGUGCGGAAGGGAAGGGAAUUGGGUAUACCGAUUCCCAUCCUCGAGGUGCUCUAUACCUUGUUAUUGGCUAUUAACAGCCGAAUGAAACCCAGCUCAUAG
This is a messenger RNA of Rhinocladiella mackenziei CBS 650.93, 966 nucleotides long. RefSeq lists its product as uncharacterized. Bases 1 to 966 code for a protein of 321 amino acids. The transcript has 5 exons. Gene Ontology annotation, molecular function: 2-dehydropantoate 2-reductase activity. The record is from RefSeq and is a predicted model, not a curated record. Gene Ontology annotation, cellular component: cytoplasm. Gene Ontology annotation, biological process: pantothenate biosynthetic process. NCBI's taxonomy places the organism in Eukaryota, Fungi, Ascomycota, Eurotiomycetes, Chaetothyriales, Herpotrichiellaceae.